AUCGUUGAGACCAAGGUCAGAUGGUAAACAUAAACUGUUCUGGCAGAAAGUAAAAGUGGCAGGUAAAAGUGAACGUACAGAGAGUACUACCUACAGGGAGACAUGACCAGGCUAUAUUAUUUUGUCACCGGUCUAGCAGAAUACGUGUCCUCACCCUAGCUGAUGGUGAAUGAGUUUUGUGUACGUGUGUCAUCGUGACCAGUUGUGAGCAAUACGAUCCGACUUGGACAACUAGUGGUGCCAAUACCAUUGACGAGCGAGUUGCAGCACACCUGCCAGGUGUAUUGGCUGUCUUCCUAUGUACGCCUUAGAAUGGCUGGUCUUGAAACAAACUGCUGCUGAAGCGAACUUUUUUCUGUUGUCAUUUGUUUGGAAAAGUUGGUCUUCGGGCAAUGGAAUACAAGCGUGCUCGCCUGUUUCUGAUUCUUUUGGCUGUUGCUGGAGCUGUUCAAAUAUUUGUCUCGUAUGUUUACUUCAGUGAUGUAGCCUUCUUGAGACACUUCUUACAACAGAACCACAAAACAAAGAAUGCAACAGACACGACAUGGGAGAAUUUCUUCAAACAGAGUGUCUACAAUGCAUCAGACGACUUGCUGGUGAGCCACGAAGCAAAGAAUGAGUUAGACACGAUGAACCUUUCCAGACAGAGUGUCUACAAUGUAUCGGACGGCUUGCUGGUGGUGGAGGUGUUCCCUGACUGGACCACUCAAGAACCUUUUGACCUACGUCCCACGAAAAGAGUUUACCUGUACUCCGCCCUGACGGCUGUGCAGGACACACCACCUACAGGCUCGCACGUGCGUCUCGUGACCUUUGUGGACAAGCUCGUCCCGCCCUUGGCUUGCUGCAUGAUGGUGGGUGACAAUCAAACUGUCGUUGCCGAUGCAAACGUUUAUCUUCUACAUCUCAAGGCUGACCCAAACAAGCCACGAAAGACUAAACAGGUUGUUUUCUUUACUAUGUACCAAUGCACGGUUCCGUUUGAGAUUUCGGAACUUGACAAGGCUCGAGUGACUCUGAUACCAGUUCUUGGCAGUUGCCCAAACCACUCCAGAAUGUACCUUCCGGUGGAAAAGCCAGAAGUAGUUCCCGGAGGUAUAGCUCUGUGCGCUAAAAUGGCUUUCGGACACGAACUCAAGGCGAACAGGCUGGUGGAGUGGUUCGAAUUGCAGCGAUUGAUGGGCGUCGACAAGAUCCAGCUCUUCGACCUCGGCAACACAGAAGAAGUGUAUAACGUGACUCGACAUUAUCAAGACUCCGGAUUUCUGAUCUUUCUGCCCCUCAAGCUUCCAGGGUUUCCAUGGGGACGAACUAUGGUGGACAACGAAAGGACGUUUGGCUUCCAGAUGGGGUCCGACAGCGUCCUGUCAAUCAUGGAGUGCCGUCUGCGAUUGGCUGGAUAUGAUUACAUCAUCAGCAUUGACCUUGACGAAGUCAUUCUACCGGUGGAGAAUGUUUCCUUAAAAGCAUUUGUAAAGAUGCAGUUUGCAAAAGAUGAGAGAUGCGCCGCUUUGCAGUUCUGGCAGAAGUUUUUCAUUGAAGACUGGGAACCAACCAAUCCGCAAGCCCCACUUCACGUGUUGCGCUAUAUCAACUGUACCGAGCCGACGACCAACAGGCACAAGUACAUCUACAAGCCUGCACACGUGACCAACAUCAGAACACAUUAUGUAACAACCGCACCUGGAUUUCACGUAUCCUGGAUCAACGCAAGCCUCGCUUUCAUCCAUCAUUACAGGAAGUGUCCUAAAGAGUUCAAAGGAUGCAAGGAUCCUCCAAUAACAGAGAUGUCAGUGACCCGAUUCCAAGAAACACUUAUACCAAGGGUCAAGGAUGUGAUGAAGAGAACUGGACUUCAACCUUGACCUUGAGAAAUGCGCUUGCUCAAACUUA
Messenger RNA from Pomacea canaliculata, 1893 nucleotides. RefSeq lists its product as uncharacterized. NCBI's taxonomy places the organism in Eukaryota, Metazoa, Mollusca, Gastropoda, Architaenioglossa, Ampullariidae. The transcript is spliced from 8 exons. Bases 393 to 1865 code for a protein of 490 amino acids. The record is from RefSeq and is a predicted model, not a curated record.